This is a messenger RNA of Exophiala oligosperma, 596 nucleotides long. RefSeq names its product 60S ribosomal protein L37a. NCBI's taxonomy places the organism in Eukaryota, Fungi, Ascomycota, Eurotiomycetes, Chaetothyriales, Herpotrichiellaceae. The transcript is spliced from 3 exons. The coding region runs from base 70 to 348 and encodes 92 amino acids. The record is from RefSeq and is a predicted model, not a curated record. Gene Ontology annotation, molecular function: structural constituent of ribosome. Gene Ontology annotation, cellular component: ribosome. Gene Ontology annotation, biological process: translation.
GUUUACUUUCGAUUGAGACGAAGAUAACAUCUACCAUCCUCCAGCAACACUUCGUCUACAUCCGCCAAAAUGACGAAGCGCACAAAGAAGGUCGGCGUGACCGGCAAGUACGGUACUCGAUACGGUGCAUCCCUCCGAAAACAAGUCAAGAAGAUGGAAAUCACCCAACAUUCCCGAUACAUCUGCACCUUCUGCGGGAAGAACGCAGUCAAGAGACACUCGGUCGGAAUCUGGCAAUGCAAGAGCUGCAAGAAGACUAUCGCUGGAGGCGCAUGGACUGUUUCUACUCCCGCUGCCGCCGCUACGAGGUCGACCAUCAGACGAUUGAGAGAAAUCGCGGAGGUGUAAAAGCAUUUUAGAAGUAUGGGCACGGAACGGUUUCUUUGUCGAACACGCGGGGUUUUUAUCAUCUGAAAUAGCACGAGCAGAAUCACAGAAAGAUUCGCAUGAAAAGCGGUCACCCUCUGAAACAGGACAAUCAGCUUCGCCUCGUCGAAAGCCGUCAUUGUCAAUGGCCGAUCCGAAAUCGAUAGACCUCAAUCGAAUCAUCGAAUGAAGUUCCGCCAUUCCCUGCGUCUUCCAUUCCUCUCCUCUCC